Messenger RNA from Pteronotus mesoamericanus, 429 nucleotides. It is a transcript of the gene CST8, whose product is annotated as cystatin 8. Gene Ontology annotation, cellular component: cytoplasm; extracellular region; cell surface. The transcript is spliced from 3 exons. The record is from RefSeq and is a predicted model, not a curated record. Gene Ontology annotation, molecular function: cysteine-type endopeptidase inhibitor activity. Lineage: Eukaryota; Metazoa; Chordata; Mammalia; Chiroptera; Mormoopidae. The coding region runs from base 1 to 429 and encodes 142 amino acids.
AUGACAAGACUCUGGGGGUCCUGCCUGCUCCUGCUCACCCUUCUGGUGACCCUCGCGGCCAGCACAGACCCAGACAAGAGUAAGAUCAAGGUAUUAAGAGAAUUAAAAGUUAUUGAUGCCUCGAAUGCCAACGUGAAGCAGUGUCUGUGGUUUGCCAUGCAAGAGUACAACAAAGAGAAUGAGGAUAAAUACAUUUUCCAGGUGGUCAAGAUAUUGAGAGUCCAGCUUCAGGUCACAGACCGUUUGGAAUACUUUAUUGAUGUUGAAAUUGCCCGCAGCAAUUGCAGAAAGCUUUCAAACAAUAAUGAAAACUGUAUUAUUCAAGAAAACUCCAAACUGGAAAAGAAAGUAACAUGCAGAUUUUUGGUUGGAGCACUCCCCUGGAAUGGCGAUUUCACUGUGAUGAAAAUUCAGUGUGCAGAUACCUAG